ACUAUAUACUUACUCUUAUUCUCUCAUUAUUUCCACUUUAUCAACCAAAAUUAUAUCUUUCUCUCUCUCUCUCUCUCUCUCAUUCUCUGUGCAAAACUUCCCCUCAGGCCAGGCCAGGCCAAGUUGAUCAUCUCUCUUUCUCUCUCUCUCUCUCUAAUCAAAUUAUGGUACAAUCCAGAAAAUUCAGAGGAGUCAGGCAACGCCAGUGGGGCUCUUGGGUGUCAGAAAUUCGCCACCCUUUACUGAAGAGAAGGGUGUGGCUGGGGACAUUUGAGACGGCUGAGGCUGCAGCUCGGGCAUACGACCAGGCAGCUAUAUUGAUGAAUGGUCAAAAUGCUAAGACCAAUUUCCCUUCUCCUCAAAAAACUAGUGCUAGUAAUUGUGGUGAUGAUGAUCAUGAUCAUGUUCAACAAGAAGAGAGUAAUAUUAUUAAUGGUAGUGGUGGUGCAGGACCGUUGUGCCCAAAGGCCCUUUCGGAGUUACUUAGCAUUAAGCUAAGGAAGUGUUGCAAAGACCCUUCUCCUUCCCUCACUUGUCUUAGACUCGACAACGACAAUUCACACAUUGGUGUGUGGCAGAAGCGCGCUGGAUCUCGCGCUGGCUCUGAUUGGGUUAUGAGAAUUGAGCUCGGCAGCCACAACAAAAGUACCAACACCAACACCAAUACCAACACUGCUGCUACUACUACAACAACUACUACUAUUUCAGAUAUUAAUGAUGAUCUUGAUCAAGAAUAUUGGGAUGAUGGUGAUGGUCAUGAUCAUGAUGAUAUUGGGAAGUUGACUAAGUCAACGAGAGUUGGGAGUGGCAGUAAUUGUACGGAUCAGGAGAUCAUCUUCAAUAAUAAUGAUAAUGAUAAUGAUGAUGAUGAUGAUGAUAUUGAUCACGUGACUGUUGCUGAAGCUAAUAAGAAUGUGGAAGAGGAUAAAAUUGCAAUGCAGAUGAUUGAAGAACUACUUAACUGGAAUUAUCCUAUUUCUUCUUCGGCUCAAGAUAUCAUUCCUCAUCAUCCUCCUCCUCCUCCUCAUCAUCAACAACUUAAUUAAUGAAGCUUAUAUAUGUUAUUAUUGUUUAAUAAAUUAAGUCAUCAUCGAUCGAUCCAUCAUCAUCAUCAAAUUUAUAAUUAUUAGAGAUAUCUAUCAAUCUAGCUAAUAGCAUGCCCGCGCAUAUAAAUAUAAUUAAGUAAUUGUUUA
Molecule: messenger RNA, 1193 nt
Organism: Cannabis sativa
Lineage: Eukaryota; Viridiplantae; Streptophyta; Magnoliopsida; Rosales; Cannabaceae
Product: ethylene-responsive transcription factor SHINE 2
Exons: 2
Coding region: 165-1046 (293 amino acids)
Biological process (GO): regulation of DNA-templated transcription
Molecular function (GO): DNA-binding transcription factor activity; DNA binding
Source: RefSeq, a predicted model, not a curated record